GGAGAGCUGUGAGAGAUGGGGCUGCGCUUGGCAGCUGCUCCGAGCUUUUCUGCCAUUUGAAGCUUGUGCUGGGAGCCAGCUGUGACCAGAGGAAUAGCUCCAGCCAUCCGGGUGAUGCUACACAUAGGCUCUGCUCCUGGAGUUUGAUGAGGGCUGCACUGUCCACAUGCUUUGUUCCCAGGAGUGUAUCUAACAUUUUUCUAGGGGCUCUGUUAUUUGUGACCACAAUGAAAAGUUCAGACAAUGAUGAUGUGAUAACUGACAGACUUCCCAAGCUCAAGAGCUCAAACGAAUGGCUGGAGCCCCAGCCACUUUCCUUCAUGGAGGCAUUAGCUAAAGAAGAUAUUGAUGCAGCUAUUCAAUCAAUAUACAGAGAAAAUUAUAGAAUUAAGGAACUAGGUAAGUAUUUAAAGCAUCAUGACUUCUUAAAUGCAAGAAGAAAAGAGAUAUUAUAUAAAAGAUGGGUUGAUCAUGUGGCAGAUCCUCUCCAGAAGAAAAUUAUAGAAAAUGUUACUUCACAUAAGAAGAUUAAAAAAAGGAGACAAGAGGAAUUAGAUGGUUUUUUAAAAUACGUAAAUAAAAAGGGAAAUGCAUUUAUAGAGCAUUAUGAUCCAAAAGAAUAUGAUCCUUUUUACAUGAACAAAGAGGACCCGAAUUUUCUGAAGGUUACAAUCCCACCAUUUCGUGACCCUUUGAAAAAGGCACAAUAUGACAAAGACGAUGGAAAAAGAAUUCUUCUGCAGUGUGAGACUGGCAAAAUAUUUACAAUGAAAGAAUUUAAAGAGGUUGAGAAGGCCAAACUGCAUUCCAGAUUUCCAGGAAUUUCUAAUUCAAGGCACUUUAUGACUCCAAAUGAGUGGCUUAAACUGCCUACAAACUACAUAGAAAGUGAAUUUUGUAAAAGGAGCAGGUUAAAAGUAAAAGUGAAUUUUAACGAAAGUAGUUUUGACUUGAAACCCUCUACAAAAACUCCUCAUCUUCUGGAAUCCCAGGAAGAAGAAAAAGCAGUUGUUUACAAGUUUUAGCAAUCAAGGAGCACACACCCUGAGCCUUGACCGGUAAAAGAGGACACAAAAGAAGGCUGCUUCAAAGGAAGCCAUCUGCCAGCAGGAAUCAUUCAGGAUGAGGACCAGGAAAGGCACUCAAGAAUUGUUCUAUGUCUAAGAAGAGCAUCUGCAAUAAACUUCAUCUUUUGAGUCCAGUGUCUGUAUGAUAAUUAAGAAAUGACAGUACUGUAUAUUGACAGUUAUUGCAAAUGUAUUUCCCCCAGGAGUUAAGAAAUGUUGCCUGAAAGAUACAAUAACAAUACUAAUAGCUACUUUACUUAGCGCCCAUCUCAAUUCACUUUCUCUUUCCCUAAAUUGUCAGGCACCCUUAAAAUCCACACCCACAUAUUCUCCCCAGGUUUCUCCAACAGUCUUUAGAAAAUUUAAAAAUUCAUUUUGAUUACCCACGUGCUGAUUCUGAGUCUGCAAAGUUACAAAAAUUCAUUUUGAUUACCCCUCUGGCUCAUGUUGAGUUUGACUCCUAGUCACAGAAGACUUAGUAGGACCUGGAGCAUAGGAGGAGAGACUUUUGUUUUCCUUAGGUAAAAGGGGCACUAAAAAUCAAUCCUCGCUUCUACUUGUAGCCCUGGAUCAUACAGAUAAAUGGCAUUGGCUAGAGAAGACAUUGAUGAAGCUGUAUACGCGAUAUUAUUUAGAGAAAAUUAUGUUGCGAAGGUAAGAGUUGGCUACAGAGAGUGGAUUCCAAGUGUGUUCUAGAGAUUGGAUACGUAUUUUCAGCAUCUGGAUGUUUUUAAGGAAAGAAGAAAAGAGUUGUUACAUAAAAAAUGGACUGAAAAUGUUGCAAAGCCUCUUCAGCAGAGAAUUAUGGAAAAAGUAAUUUCAUAUAAAGGGUUGGAAAAAACAAAACGAGAAUUCUGAAUAUUUUUUAAAGCACACAAAUAAAACGGAAAUUAUAUUUGGAGACUUUUAUGAUCCUGAAG
This is a messenger RNA of Balaenoptera musculus (blue whale), 1987 nucleotides long. It is a transcript of the gene FAM228B, whose product is annotated as family with sequence similarity 228 member B. The record is from RefSeq and is a predicted model, not a curated record. NCBI's taxonomy places the organism in Eukaryota, Metazoa, Chordata, Mammalia, Artiodactyla, Balaenopteridae. The transcript is spliced from 14 exons. Bases 147 to 1025 code for a protein of 292 amino acids.